Phodopus roborovskii (desert hamster) is the source of this 945-nucleotide messenger RNA. RefSeq names its product olfactory receptor 494. Gene Ontology annotation, biological process: G protein-coupled receptor signaling pathway; sensory perception of smell. NCBI's taxonomy places the organism in Eukaryota, Metazoa, Chordata, Mammalia, Rodentia, Cricetidae. Gene Ontology annotation, cellular component: membrane. Gene Ontology annotation, molecular function: olfactory receptor activity; odorant binding; G protein-coupled receptor activity. The transcript has a single exon. The coding region runs from base 1 to 945 and encodes 314 amino acids. The record is from RefSeq and is a predicted model, not a curated record.
AUGGCUUUCCUAGUAGAUGGAAACUACACUGUGGUGACAGAGUUCAUUUUAUUGGGCUUAACAGAUGACCUGGUACUUAGAGUUGUCCUCUUCACCAUCAUCCUGUGCAUCUACCUGGUGACUGUGUCUGGGAACCUCAGCACCAUCCUCCUCAUCAGUGUCUCUUCCCAACUCCAUCUCCCCAUGUACUUUUUUCUCAGCCACUUGGCUUCUGUUGACAUAGGCAUCUCAUCUUCUGUCACACCCAAUAUGCUUGUCAACUUUCUGGUUAGUCAAAAUACCAUCUCCUACCUUGGAUGUUUUAUACAGUUUGGCUCAGGUGCAUUCUUUGGAUCUGUCGAAUGCUUCCUUCUGGCUGCUAUGGCUUAUGAUCGCUUCAUGGCAAUCUGUAAUCCACUUCUUUAUUCAACUAAAAUGUCCACACAAGUCUGUAUCCAGUUGGUUAUAGGAUCUUACAUAGGGGCUUUUCUGAAUGCUACCUCCUUCACCAUUUCCUUCCUUUCUUUUCUUUUCUGUGGGCCAAAUAGAAUAAAUCACUUUUUCUGUGAUUUUGCUCCUUUGAUGGAACUCUCAUGUUCUGAUGUCAGUGUUUUUGCAGUUGUUACCUCCUUUUCUGCUGGAUUAGUAACCAUGAUCACAGUGUUUGUCAUAGCUGUCUCCUACAUCUACAUCCUCAUCACCAUCCUGAAGAUACGCUCCACCGAGGGCCGCCAGAAGGCCUUCUCCACCUGUACCUCUCACCUCACUGCAGUCACUGUGUUCUAUGGGACUGUAACAUUUAUUUAUGUGAUGCCCAAAUCCAGCUACUCCACAGAUCAGAACAAAGUGGUGUCUUUAUUCUACAUGGUAGUGAUACCCAUGUUGAAUCCCCUCAUCUAUAGCCUCAGGAAUAAUGAGUUUAAGGGUGCUUUGAAGAGACAACUUGGUAAGAAAACAUUUUCUUAG